Molecule: messenger RNA, 2929 nt
Organism: Ostrea edulis (European flat oyster)
Lineage: Eukaryota; Metazoa; Mollusca; Bivalvia; Ostreida; Ostreidae
Product: H/ACA ribonucleoprotein complex subunit 1-like
Exons: 7
Coding region: 99-1109 (336 amino acids)
Source: RefSeq, a predicted model, not a curated record
AUCGUAAUGACACACAAGCGCCAUCUAGUGAGAGGUUGAAAUGAGACGCGGUUUAUGAUACACUUUUUCAUAUUCUGGACAGAGUUUGUUGACUUGAAAUGGAGGCAGUAGAGAAAAUAGACAUGUCAUUAGAUGACAUUAUUAAAAUGAAUAAAGUAAAUAAAAGGGGACGAGGAAGAGGAGGGUCUGCCAAUAGAGGAGGUGUAAGAGGGGGAAGUACAAACAGAAGAGGUGGAAGACGGGGGUCAGGUAGAGGUGGACGUGGCAUGGGUUCAGGUAGAGGUGGGCGUGGCAUGGGUUCAGGUAGAGGUGGACGUGGCAUGAGAGGGUCUCCGGGGAACAGACGAGGAAACUACAACUCUGUUAUUGACAGUGUGAAGGGGAGAGGACCUAACAAGUUCAAACAACUGAGGACCAAUCUCGAGAGGAAAAGAAGAGGGAGGGGUGGCGCGGAAGUGAGCCCGCUGAACAGAGUGAACUCUUCUAUGACACCAGAACAAAGGACACCAAGGCAGCAACAGGGUACAUCCAAUCUAGGACAGAUCAAGUCCCAGGCUUUAAGUGCGCUUAGACAAGCGAAGCUGACUCUGGCGAAGAUUUCAGCACGAGAGAAGAGGGAAAAUGUGGUAAAUCAGCGGAGAGGAAUUCAGACAAAUGUGAACGAGAACCCUAGAAGACAACAAUCCGUAAACAGAGGUGGUAGGGGCAGAGGAGGUCGUGGUGGUGGCCGCGGGGGAAGAGGUGGUGGUGGCCGCGGGGGAAGAGGUGGUGGUGGCCGCGGGGGAAGAGGUGGUGGUGGUGGACGAGGGGCUGGUGGUAGAGGUCGUAGGUGGCGAGGAAAUGAAACAGAAAUUAGCAGCAGCGGUGUGAUCACAGUGAGUGUCCCCAACUCUCAGACACCUGGAAGUCAAAGGCAGAACAGACCCAGAAUCAACAGAAACAAACUUAGUACAUCAAACGUUCCUCAAGAAAUACUUAACUUGAAACCAUCAGGAGGAAGACAGAAUUACAGAAUAAAUCAAGAAAUAUUCAGCAGAAGCUCAACAGGAGUGAACCUCAGUGACCGCUUUGCCUCAGAAACAUCAGGAGAUAGACGUGUGUUUUUAUGAUACAGGCACACUUUUUGUCAACAUCAUCAAGUUUCACGCCAAGCCCGUCCCCUUUUUAAACCAAAACUUAACAUUUCUGAAGUCCAAAUGAUAGUGGAGUUUUUCAUGUAUUAGGUAUACAAUAUUUCGGUAAAUUAAUUGCAAACCUAUUUGCUAAUAAUUCAUAUAAUUCAAUUUCAUACAGAUGUCAGAGAUUUUUUAAUUGCAAUUUUUUUUUACGGGGUUAUCUCCCCUCAAUAUAUUUUGGUAUACAUUUUAAAGUUUGAAUAAAACUCACACCCAUUUGACAUGUUUUACUUUCAUUUUGCAAGAUUAGAAGACUGUGAUUUUGGUACUUGUGUAUGUAAGAACUAUGCAAUAUAAGAGUUUUUUUUUUAAUAUAAAUCAUUGUUAUGAAAUUGCACUUCAGUAGAGAAAGAAAUGUGUGAUGCUCUAUAAAUUUAUGCUGUUGACGUGGAAUAAAUGUUUUCAUGAUAUAUAUACACUUUGUAGCGUGUGAAUAUGUAUGGAAGGAUCCAAGGUUUUGUAACUUCCAAUAUAAACAAAAUAUUGCAAAAAAUUGUAAAACUACUUUUUCAUUAUGUAUCAUUGUUAGAGAAAUACUUGUAGUUUUGAUGCAGAGAAUACUACUGUACUAUGCUGAAUGUUUCAGCUUGAACAUGGAUUUGAUAUUACUCUAUACUCUUAGAUUAAGGGGGGUGCUAUUUUGUUUUUAGUCUGUCUGCAACCUUUGUCAUAACUUAAAAACCAUGCCAUUUAGAGACUUAAUACUUUGUUUUACAAUUCAAAGGUAUGUGACCGGCCAUACUUGUACAUGUACUUAUACAGCUUAGCUUGUCCCCAUUGAAUUUCAUCAUGUUCAGGGGCAUAGCAUUUUACAAACAUAUAUUUCUUUAUUAAAAAGUACAUUGCAGUUUAUAAGGGUUUUUUGUGCCCACCAAAAGUAACAGACAUGCUUUUGUUUGAAAGCUGAGAACAUUGAUGUAAGAAUUAAGGUGCAUUUUAGUUCUUAUUUCCUAAUUUGAUGAAAAUGAUCUGGAUUCAGAAUGAGAAAGUCAGUUUUCCUAUUAUCUGUACUUUGACAUCAAAUGGCCAUUUUUCACAGACUAACUUUCAGAAAACAUUGAAUGCAAACUUGUGCAAAUUUUUAAAUCGAUACUUUUGAUAGUAAAAUUUUGUUUGUCUGAAGAUGCACUCUGUUCACAAAAAUUAGUAUUUUUAAAAUUAAAUGGAAGUCAGAUCAAGAAAUUAUGUUACUUUUAAUUACAUUUAUUCCAGAUGACUGUAAAUAUUAGAGACAAUAUUUGAAACUGUACUGAACUUUUAAAAAAAAAUGAAAUGAUAUUUUAUGUUACGAAUUUGAGUUUUACAGAUGCCAAUCAGGCUAUUAUCAUGUCUGUAUGUAUUUAGUUCUUUAGUUGCUAAGUAAAUUAAAUGAUUGUGGGUAUUUUACUGGACUAUUGAUGAAGGGGAUAUUAGUUCAACUUUGUAGUCAGUCACUGAUGAUUUAUGUGUAAUUAAAGGGGGAAGAAUUGUAAACACAUAUUUAAUAGUACAUCUUUGAGUUUUAGAAUUUUAUUUUAAAGACCAAUAAAGUUUUGGGUGGACAGAAUAUGUAAAAUAUAUCUACAUUAUGAUAUGUAUAUUUGGGAAGAGUAGAGUAGGUUGUUUGUUUUAAGUUAAUUUAGUUACUGUCUUAACAUGCAUGUGUAUCUCAUUAUAUAUAUAUACAUGUAUAUAUAGUAUAUCCUUUACUAUGAGUUUAUGACAUGCUGUUAAAAUGACUGAAAAGUAAAAUAAAAUAUUGUUUUGUAAAAGUA